Molecule: messenger RNA, 330 nt
Organism: Symbiodinium natans
Lineage: Eukaryota; Dinophyceae; Suessiales; Symbiodiniaceae
Source: the annotation of a GenBank genome assembly
AUGUUCGAAGCUGAGCUUCCUCAGAGCCCAGGCCACCUCUACGCCAAGCUGGGCUUCACGGUGCAGGAAGGUGUCAUGUACAAGGACAUCAAGACUGUGUGUCGUGAGCCCGACAAUCUGAAUGGCGAGUGCAGCGAUUGCUUCAAGUUUAUGUUCGGAGGGGCCAUCGGCUUCGUGGGCACCACCAGCCCGAAGUUUUACAACCGCCAGGCGGUUUCGGUGCAGGAGUGCGUUGGCGACACGAUGCAGCUCUUCGAAGAGACCGCGGCGCUGCCGUACGACAAGAGCCGCCCCGACACCUCCAUCUGGUGUAUGAAGGAGCAUCGAUGA